UAGUGACUUAGAGAGGAAUAAAACAUUUUGAAAUGGCAUCCAUAGAAGGCACCAACAGCAUGAAGCAAAUAGUUUUACAAAUCCCAACGUUCCUAAAUGUCUACAACGAUGGUAGCACAGAACGCCUUGGAAACAUGCCGAGGGCUCCACCAUGUCUCAAUGACCCUGAAACCGGUGUCUCCUCCAAAGACAUUGUCUUCUCCAUUAACCCCCUCCUCUCUGCUCGACUCUACCUUCCCAAACUGAACGCCAAUGAUCAGAAACUCCCCAUCUUGGUUUACUUUCACGGCGGCGCCUUCUGCCGUGAAUCAGCCUUUUCAGAACAUCACCAUGAAUAUUGCAACAUCGUAGCAUCCCAAGCAAAUGUUUUGAUUGUCUCCGUGGAACACAGAAAGGCCCCAGAGCAUUAUCUCCCUGCAGCGUACGAGGAUUGCUGGGCUGGUCUCAAAUGGGCUGCAACUCAUGCCAAUGCCACCCAAAACAGCCACAUUAUCAGUGAACCAUGGCUCAUCGACCACGGGGAUUUCAGCAAGAUCUUCAUAGGGGGUGAUAGCAGCGGUGGAAACAUUGUCCACAACGUUGCCAUGCGUGCCGGUGUUGAGCCUUUACCUAACGAUGUCAAAAUCAUUGGUGCAUAUAUGAACCACCCUUACUUUUGUGGUUCGAAGCCAGUUGGGUCGGAACCGAUUGAAGGGUUCGAGAAAAGCUUGCCGUAUAUGGCAUGGGGUAUUGUGUACCCUGAUGCUCCUGGUGGGAUCGAUAACCCCAUGGUGAAUCCAAUGGCUCCUGCGGCACCCAGCUUGGCUACCCUUGGUUGCUCCAAGAUGUUCAUUUCGGUUGCCGGCGAUGAUGUAUCGUUUAGGGAUAGAACUGUUUUGUAUUACGAGGCCGUCAGGGCCAGUGGCUGGAAAGGGCAAGUGCAAUUGUUCGAAGAGAAAGGAGAGCAACAUGUUUAUUACAUGUUCCAUCCCCACACUGACAAAGGCAAGAGAUUGAUCAAGCAUGUUACUGAUUUUCUUAAAGAAUGAAAGACAAUU
Molecule: messenger RNA, 1037 nt
Organism: Arachis duranensis
Lineage: Eukaryota; Viridiplantae; Streptophyta; Magnoliopsida; Fabales; Fabaceae
Product: 2-hydroxyisoflavanone dehydratase-like
Exons: 1
Coding region: 33-1028 (331 amino acids)
Molecular function (GO): hydrolase activity
Source: RefSeq, a predicted model, not a curated record